GGAAGUCCCUCCCUGUUCCCAGCAGAGCCGCCUCCCCUCUGGUCUGUGCAGUCCGCCCCACAGCCAGCGUCGGAAGUAGGCCGCCAUAUCUGGGAACUGCAGUCUACACUUUGAAACCCAAGAGGGAUUAAAGACCCACCAGAGACCUGGAUAAUGGCCUUCUCCAUGGAUGUUGGAGCAGCAACUUCCAAUGAAAAAUCAGGUAGGAUCACCUCACUCCCACUCUUAUUUCAGAAAGGCUUUGCUCAGAUCUUUUCUCAGUGGAGAAAAGGGAAUACGGACGGAGACUGUCUCCCCCACAAGUGCUCAGAGACUGACUCUCUUGGAAGACACUAUAGUUGGCAAAUUCCUGUUAAUCUCAAUGACUUUGAAAUUUUAAAAAAUAAUGAGAGUAGACUAUUUGAAGUCCUCCAAAAUAAGUUUGGGUGUAUCUCUACCCUAAUGUCUCCAGCUCUGGAAGGUAAUAGCAAUUCUUUGGGCCAGCAAGUCUUCAGAAAGACCCUGGCCCCAGGGCUAGAGUUAUCUGUCUGGAAGGGUGACCUCAGCAGACGUGCUGUUGAUGUUGUGGUGAAUGCAGCCAAUGAAGAUCUUCUACAUGGGGGAGGCCUGGCCUUGGCCCUGGUGAAAGCUGGUGGCCCUGAAAUUGAAGAGGAGAGCAAAAGAUUCAUUGCCAGUUAUGGCAGAGUACUACCUGGUGAGAUAGCUGUCACUGGAGCAGGAAAACUUCCUUGCAAAAACAUUAUCCAUGCUGUUGGGCCUCGAUGGAAAGCAAUGGAGAAAGAGAGAUGCAUUGAUACACUGAAAAGAGCUAUUGCAAAUGUUCUGGAGUUUGUUUGUAAAGAAAAGCGCAUUAAGACAGUAGCAAUUCCAGCCCUGAGCUCUGGAAUUUUCAAGUUUCCUCUGGAUUUGUGUACAAUGACCAUUUUAAACACUAUCAAGUUUUAUUUCCAAAGCAAACAAGUGGUUGGUAAUUUGAAAGAAAUUCAUCUGGUGAGCAAUGAGGACCCUACUGUUGCUGCCUUUAAAUCUGCUUCAGAAACUGUCCUGGGAAGCAAUGAGCUGGACUCUUGGGAGCAUCAAGAAACCACCCCACCUUUUAAUAUGACUAUUCAAACUCCUCAGGGCCUGACUCUCCAGAUUGUCCUGGGCUACAUUGAACUACAGAUGACAGAUGUAAUUGUUAAUUCUGUAACCCCACCAAAUCUCAGAGUGGGACCUUUGUCAACAUCAAUUCUGCAACGGGCAGGAAAUGAAAUGGAAUUGGAAUUCUAUAAAAAAGUAACUAAAAAGUUUUCAGAUUCCCAGUUGGUACUGGUCACAGAAGGAUUUAAACUACCCUGUAAAUACGUAUUCCAUGUUCUGUGGAAUCCAGCACAACCUGCAUCUUUGAUAUUGAAAAAUGCAAUGAAGCAAUGUUUGGAAGAAUGCCUCAAGCCAAAUAUAACUUCCAUUUCCUUUCCUGCCCUUGGGUCUGGAAACAUUGGUAUUGGGAAGGAUAUAGUAGCAGAACUUAUGUUUAAUGAAGUUUUAGUAUUUGCUAAAGAGCAUUUGAAAAAACAACUAACUGUAAGGUUUGUGAUCUUUCCAGAAGAUCUGGAGACAUAUAAGGCUUUCAGUCAUGAAAUGACAAAGAAUUACAAGAUGCUGAAUCGUAACAUUUACAAUGUCCCCCAGGGGACCAGCGAGGAGCAAAGAGAAAAUGGGCUUGAAGUGGGGUCUCCUGCCAUCGAUCUGAUGGGAUGGAAUAAGGAAGAGAUGUGUGAGGCCAAAGCAUGGAUCCAAAGGAUACUGACAUCCCAGAAGAUCCACACCAUUGAGAACAAGCAUAUUCUCCACCUUGGGAAAAAGGAACAUGACAUUUUAUCUAAACUUCAGAAAACCUCAAGUGUCUCCAUUACAGAGGUUAUCAGUCCCGGAAAGGCAAAUUUAGAGAUCAGAGGAGCCAGGGAUGACCUCAUUGAGGUGGUUAUGAACAUUGAACAUAUGCUCUGUGAAGUUCAGGAGGAAGUGACAAGGGAAAAGGAGCAAAACCUUUGGAUCUUAUCAGGACAAUGGAUUGAUCAGCAAACAAAAAACCAGGAUGAAAUGAAAAAAAAAAUCACAUUUCUACGAUAUCCAGCACCUUGGACUGAAGAACUUCUGGAUCGAAAGAAACAGUUUGAAAAACAUGGUUUGCAGGUUAUAAAGGUGGAGGCAAUAGACAAUGCGGUUCUUUGGGCUGCCUUCCAAAGAAAGAAGAAAACGAUGGAAGGGAGAACUUCUAAAGAGCCUGUGAGCCACAGGUUGUUUCAGCAGGUUCCACACCAGUUCUGCAAUGUGGUAUGCAGAGUCGGCUUUCAAAGUUUGUACUCGGUGCCUUGUGACUCAGAGUAUGGAGCUGGCAUAUACUUCAUCAAGAACCUCAAAAAACUAGCAGACCAAGCCAAGAAAAUCCCUGAUAAAAACGAGCUGAUCUAUAUAUUUGAGGCUGAAGUACUCACAGGCUCCUUCUGUCAAGGUCACCUGUUAAAUAUUGUCCCACCUCCAUUGAGUCCUGGAGCCAUAGAUUUUCAUGACAGUGUGGUUGACAAUGUCUCCAGUCCUGAAACUUUUGUUAUUUUUAGUGGCAUACAGGCUAUGCCCCAAUAUUUAUGGACUUGUAUUCAGGAUCACUCAUCAAGACCAAUGUUAUUUUCUUCAAAGCAGCCUUGGAGGAAGUUCUCAAAUGGCAGUCCUGUUGAUUAAUCUCCAAUUCAUUUUAACAGCAGGCAUGACCUUGCACUGGAUGAUCUAACCAAAUAAUGACCACCAGUGAUUCAAAGAGUGGUUUGAAUAUGUCAAAUGAGUUAUCUGUUUGGACUGACUGAGCAUCAAGAAAGUACCAGCCACCUACUAGCAUCUUAGAGCCUUAAUCUUUGCCUUUAUCUCUUGGGGUUGAAGUGGAUAGAUACCAAUGAAAACAUUCUUAGGACUGUUCCUCUUCCUUGCAAUUGUUCUUUUGUCACCUUCAUUGUAGGUAACAGCAAAAAUGUUUUACAUGUAAUGAAGAGAUUUUUCUACAAUCUAAUCCAAGCCUUUUAUUUUCUAAAAGGAUGACAGUAUAAAAUAUUAGCACAGCAGAAUAAUUUUAGACUUUUUUUAGAGAGUCUUAUAAAGUGCUUUGGGUAUCAAAAUAAAUCACCUUUGUCUGAAUAA
Messenger RNA from Marmota flaviventris (yellow-bellied marmot), 3174 nucleotides. Lineage: Eukaryota; Metazoa; Chordata; Mammalia; Rodentia; Sciuridae. The record is from RefSeq and is a predicted model, not a curated record.